Molecule: messenger RNA, 1669 nt
Organism: Sorex araneus (European shrew)
Lineage: Eukaryota; Metazoa; Chordata; Mammalia; Eulipotyphla; Soricidae
Gene: PON1
Product: paraoxonase 1
Exons: 9
Coding region: 21-1091 (356 amino acids)
Cellular component (GO): extracellular region
Molecular function (GO): aryldialkylphosphatase activity; arylesterase activity
Source: RefSeq, a predicted model, not a curated record
UCAGUGGGCUUGUCAAGACCAUGGCAAAGCUGGUGAUGCUCACCAUAUUUGGGAUAGGACUUGCACUCUUCAGGGAUCACCGGUCAUCUUACCAAACUCGACUUAAUGCUUUCCGAGAAGUAGAACCUGUAGAGCUUCCUAGCUGUAAUUUCAUUGAAGGAAUUGAAGCUGGCUCUGAAGACUUGGAGAUACUUCCUAAUGGGCUGUCUUUCAUUAGCUCUGGAUUAAAAUAUCCUGGAAUAAAGACCUUUGACCCUGACAGUCCUGGAAAAAUACUUCUAAUGGACCUGAAUGAAAAAGACCCGACAGCAGUGGAAUUGAAGCUCACUGGAAAUACAUUUGAUUUAUCUUCAUUUAACCCUCAUGGAAUUAGCACGUUCACAGAUGAAGAUAAUACUGUGUACCUGCUAGUGGUGAACCAUCCACAUUCUAAGACCACAAUUGAGGUGUUUAAAUUUCAAAAUGAAGAAAAAUCACUUUUACACCUGAAAACCAUCAGACAUAAACUUCUGCCUAAUGUGAAUGAUAUUGUUGCUGUGGGACCUGAGCACUUCUAUGCCACAAAUGAUCACUAUUUUGUGAACCAUUACUUGAGAUCCUGGGAGUUAUAUUUGGGCUUGGCAUGGUCAUAUGUUGUUUACUAUAGUCCAAACGAAGUCAAAGUCGUGGCAGAAGAUUUUGAUUUUGCUAAUGGAAUCAAUAUUUCACCUGAUGGCAAGUAUGUCUAUAUAGCUGAAUUGCUGGCUCAUAAGAUUCAUGUGUAUGAAAAGCACGCUAAUUGGACUUUAACUCCAUUGAAGUCUCUGGAUUUUAAUACACUUGUGGAUAAUAUAUCUGUGGAUCCUGUGACAGGGGAUCUUUGGGUUGGAUGCCAUCCCAAUGGUAUGAAAAUCUUCUUCUAUGACUCGGAGAAUCCUCCUGCAUCAGAGGUGCUACGAAUCCAGAAUAUUUUAACAGAAGAACCCAAAGUCACCCAGGUUUAUGCAGAAAACGGUACAGUGUUGCAAGGGAGUACAGUGGCUGCUGUGUACAAAGGGAAACUGCUGAUUGGCACCGUGUUCCACAAAGCUCUUUACUGUGAGCUCCAAUAGGGUACUCUGCACCUCUGCAAUAGAAAUUCUGAGUCCAUGUCAACAUCUAAGAGGACACAGUGAUCUCAACUGAACCCUGACCAUCAGCAAGGAUGAAAGUACUGUUGAAAUGCAAACAGAUAUGUCAUAUAUCAGAUCAGGCAAACAAAACCUCAUUUAUUAGUAAAAUUCUGUCAGUGAAAUGUUUGAAAUUGUCAUGUCAUAUGUCAGCUAAAUAAUAUUUUAAAUGUCCAUGACUCCCAAAUUGUCCAUUUUCUUCUGCAAAGUGUUCCCCAAGAACAUGUAUAUUUAUUUUUGUCUUACUGUGUCUGAUUUGGAUAUAGGAAAGCAGGAUUCUUAUAUGCUUUCAAAAUGCCAGGACUCACCCAGUUCCUUACAUUUAGGUGGGUCCUAAAUGGCUCUUGCUCACUCAAGGUACCCCUCCUAGGUGAAGGCCAAAUCAGGCUGCCAAAUCAGGCAGACUUAAACUGCAAUUUCUUUAUAUAUAUUAAUAUAUAUAGAAAUAUAUAUAAAUAUAUAUAUAUAUUUCUUUCUCAAUAAAUAGAAACUACAUGUACUUAAACUUUCCUUUCAUUCUU